AUGGACCGUGUAACCAACCACCACCGCUACCGUCUAGGUGUCGAUGUCGGCGGAACCAACACCGACGCCGUCCUCCUCAACCUCUCCCCGCUCGCCAUUCUCGCUUCGCACAAAGCCCCCACCACCCCCGAUGUCACCACGGGUAUCACGGCCGGUAUUCGCGCGGUUAUCGCCACCGCAAACAUCCCCCUCUCAUCCAUCGAAUGCGUGAUCAUCGGAACGACCCAUUUCGUGAACGCCGUGGUGCAACGCUCCCCCUUAUUACGACGCGUCACGGUGGUAAGAUUAUGUGGUGGGCCUGAUGAAGGGUUCGGGAGGGCGAUUCCCCCGUUUACUGAUUUCCCGACCGAUCUACGGAAGAGAAUUGAGGCACCGAGACAGUUCUUUUGUCACGGGGGGUGGCAGAUCUCCGGCGGGGAGAUCAGUAGUGUGGAUGAGGGGGAGGUGGAGAGGGUGGCGGAGGGGAUUGUGGAUGAUGGGGUGAGGGAUGUGGUUGUUGUGGGGAUGUAUGCUCCCCUGGAGGGGGGGCAGGAGGGGAGGGUGAAGGAGGUGUUGGUGAAAAAGAUGGAGGAGUAUGCCAGUGUUGGGAUGGGGAGGGGGAAAGUGAGGGUUACGUUGUCGCAUGAGGUGUCAGGGCUGGGGUUUCUGGCGCGGGAGAAUGCGGCGAUUCUCAAUGCGAGUUUGAGGCCGUUGGCCGAACGGACGAUUGAUGGGUUUCGGAGGGCCAUGGAGGAGGCUUUCCCCGAUGGGGGGUGUGCGUUGUAUCUGACGCAGAAUGAUGGCAGUGUGCUUGGGGUGGAGGAGGCGGUGGAUCUGCCGAUUCGGACGUUUAAUUCGGGGCCGACGAAUUCGAUUCGAGGAGGGGAGUUUCUUUGGCGUGCUGCUGCUACGGAAGGAGAUGGGCUGCGCACGGAUCCGUUGGUGGUGAUUGAUAUUGGGGGCACGACGUCGGAUAGUGGGUUGUUGUUGCCGAAUGGGUUGCCGCACAUGAGCUCGGUCAUGAGUUGGGUCGGUGGUGUCAGGACGAAUUUUGCUUUGCCGGCGGUGGAAAGUAUAGGACUGGGAGGAGGGAGUAUCAUUCGGGGGAUUGGGGUUGAUGAAGAAUGCUCCGUUGGUCCGGAUAGUGUCGCCCAUGAGCUGUUGGACAAUGCACGACUGUUUGGUGGAGAGUAUCUGACGGCCACGGAUAUCAUGGUGGCAUCGGCGAUGAAGGGCCUGACGGGGAACAACCCUCUCGAGGGAAUGGGAGACCCAUCGAAUCUGGUAUCUAUCACGGCGGACAUGGCUACCCAAGCUCAAUCCUUGAUGCAACGGAAAAUCGAAGAGCUCGUCGACCGCACCAAGAUCCAGAAAGACGACGUGGACGUCCUCAUCGUCGGCGGCGGUGCCCCCAUCAUCCGCACCGAUCAGCCUCUCGCCGGUGUUCGCAGGGUACAGACCGUCAAGGGCGGCGAGGUGGCCAAUGCUGUUGGGGCUGCUAUCUCGCGUGUCUCAGGAGUGAUUGAUACCGUCGUGGACACGUCCAACUGCUCGGUGAAAGAUGCACAGGAGACGGUGUCAAAACUGGCAAUUGCAAAAGCCAUCGGCAAUGGUGCUCGGCCAGAUACAGUUCAGAUUGCCGAGGUGAUCAUGCUGCCUAUCCAGUAUGUCGAGGCCAAGGCACGGAUUGUUGUGCGGGCUGUCGGCGAGCUGGACAUGGUGGCCCACAAUCCAUCCCGGGAUAAGAUUGUUGACAUCCCGGAGGAAGAGUUCUUGGAUGUAGAUGCUACCCAGAAUCUAGUCCAGGAAGUCAACUCAGUCGAAGGAAAAGCACACAACCUGCACGACUACCGUCCUUACAUCCAAAACAAACAAUGGAUCAUCUCUCCCACAGACCUCGACUUCAUCUCCCGCGGCUGCAAAGUCCUCGGUUGUGGCGGCGGCGGCGAUCCCUACCAGGAAUACCUCAAAACCAAAGCCUUCCUCCAUCAACACCCCGGAUCCAUCAAGGUGGUUUCUCCCGACUUCCUCCCGGACGAAGCCCUAGUCGGCUGGACCGGUUGCAUGGGUAGUCCCGAGGUCAGCAUGGAGCGACUCGAGAACAGUGAAUGUCUCAAGGCGCAUGACGAGCUGAUGCGGGUUACAGGAAGUCCCCCAGUGUCGGGUUUCGUGGCUUUGGAGAUCGGUGGUGGAAAUGGCAUGGUCAAUUUGGGUGUCUCGGCGCAUUACGGAGUCCCUUGUUUAGAUGCAGAUUACAUGGGCAGGGCAUAUCCGACCAUGUGGCAGGUUACGCCGAAUGUAUAUGGAUCUGCGCGUGGAGAGGCCCUGGUGCCUACAACGAUCGCUAGUGGAGACGGUUCGUUCAUCACCAUGACCAAGACACGGACAGAUAAACUGGUAGAUAGGGCAUUGCGCGCAUCGGUCGUGGAAAUGGGAUGUCGGGCAGGGAGUGCUGGACCUCCGAAGACAGCACGAAUUGUUCGACAACAGGCCAUCACAAACACAGUGUCGCUGGCCUGGUGGAUCGGAAGGGCCGUGGCUCUGGAGAAGAACAUCACCGACAAGGCGAAGCGCAUCAUCGAGGAGGUAGGAGGACCAGACAGUGCAGCCAUUCUAGGCGAGGGCAAGGUAGUCAGUGUCUCGCGGGUCUUAAAGACAGGUCAUUCAUACGGGGUAUUGGAAGUGGAUGGCCGACUUCGUGACGGGAGCAAAGCGACAAUGGACAUUCCGUUCAAGAAUGAGAAUGCCUUUGUCGAGGCGGUUCUCGACGGCGGCGAGAAGAGAGUCCUAGCCGCAGUCCCAGACCUCAUUGCCGUGCUGGAUGCCGAGACAGGGGCUGGACUGGGCACACCCGAAUUCAAAUAUGGUCUCAAGGUGGUGAUCAUUGCCAUUGCCACGUCACCUCGAUGGACGGAUACCCCACGGGGUAUGGAGCUGGGCGGACCCAAGUCGAUGGGCUUUGAGGACGUGGAAUAUGUUCCGAUAGGAAGGUACAGCGAGCCGCGGAGCGUGAUUGAUGUGUUUUGCUGAGUGCUUGGGGUGGUGGAUACCAUGUAUACAUUUAUGAGAAAGACAGGUGUAAAUCCCAUUCUCG
Molecule: messenger RNA, 3073 nt
Organism: Aspergillus sclerotioniger CBS 115572
Lineage: Eukaryota; Fungi; Ascomycota; Eurotiomycetes; Eurotiales; Aspergillaceae
Product: DUF917-domain-containing protein
Exons: 2
Coding region: 1-3009 (1002 amino acids)
Biological process (GO): glutathione metabolic process
Cellular component (GO): cytosol
Molecular function (GO): 5-oxoprolinase (ATP-hydrolyzing) activity
Source: RefSeq, a predicted model, not a curated record